UGUUGUUCGCUGACACGCAAAUGGUUAUUCGCCCUUGUUGCUGUAUUCUACCUGACGCUUAAACAAUUAUUUGCUUAGCUUAAGGGCGUGCACACACCGGCUGCAGCACGCGAGGCAGACUAGUCAAGGUUUCUACGAAGUAAACACUCGAUCUAGUCAUUCUUGCAUAGUCUAUGACACUUGAACCUACAGUACACUAGGAUGGGCUCAGAACGAGGACGGCAGGGGCAGACAUGACCAGGAGCGUGCACUAGUAGCGGCGGCUUGGAUGAAGAUGCCGCUUGAACGAGUUAGUAUAGGAGGUGCUGCUAUGCUGCCCUCAACGCGACAACGGCGGCAAGAGCGGCGAACUUCCGUAGUGGAUGGCGUCGCCUCGCCACACCACCGCAACCUGGUGGCGUAUUUCCUCAGCACAGAGGUCGCGAAGGACAUCGCGGGCAUCGUGGUCGUGACCGGAGCGCUGCUGGUGUAUGGACUGUUGCAGGAGCGCAUCGUCACUAUCGGCUUCGGUCAGGAGAAGGAGGUCUUUAGCCACAGCAUCUUCCUGGUCCUGUGUAACCGGCUCGUGACGGUGGCCCUGGCGCUGCUGUACCUGGUGUGCAGCGGCACCACCACCGCGCCCGCGGCGCCGCUGAAGAGCUACGCGUCCGUGUCGCUCACAAACGUGAUCGCCACGGCGUGUCAGUACGAGGCGUUGCAGUACGUGUCAUUCGCUGUGCAGACGCUGGCCAAGAGCGCCAAGGCGCUGCCUGUGAUGCUGUGGAGCACGCUGUACAUGCGCAAGCGGUUCAAGCUGUCGGAGUACCUGCACGCCUUCUGCAUCACGCUGGGCUGCUCCGUAUUCAUACUCACCGGACAUGUCCGAAGUAGGGUGGCGGACCGGGCGCUGGCUCGGGCGGCGGUGGUGGUGGAGGGCACGGGCAUGGGCGUGGACGGCGACGCGGCAUUGGUGCUAAUGGGCGGCGGCCUGAUGCUGCUGUACCUGUUUGUGGACGGGCUGACGUCCACGUGGCAGGACUCGAUGUUCCGGGGCUACCCCGUCAGCGUGGCGGAUCAGGUGCUGUACACCACGUCGUUCUCCAUGGGCCUGUCCCUCGUCGGCUGCAUCGCCACACACCAGCUGCUGCCGCCGCUCUACUUCCUCGCCCGCAACCCGGAGGCCAUCGCCUGGAUCCUGGCGCUGUCCGCCGCGAGCGCUCUGGUGCAGCUGGUGAUCAGCUGGACCAUCAAGCGCUACGGCGCGGUGGUGUUCGCCACCAUCAUGACCACGCGCCAGUUCUUCAGCAUCCUGUUGAGCAGUGUGGUGUUCCUAACGCCGCUCACGCUGGGCCAGUGGGCGGGCACGCUGCUGGUGUUCGGGGCCAUCUACGCCAAGGCCGCACAAAAGUUUGCCGAGCACCGGCAACACGUGCACGCCACGGAGGCCAAGCAGCACGAGGACGACGGGCCGGAUACGCCGACCAAGUCGGCGCUUGUGGACCACAAGUCCGCACCCAUCACCGAACACAGCGUCCACAAGUCGCCGCUGCACCGGGACACACACGGGCAUGUUAGCAGCCAUAACCCGGGCAUGGCCGCCCACCACUCGCUGUCUUCGGAGCUGAAGACGCCGCUGCUCGAACGGCACCACCGGGAAGGCGGGAGAAUGGCGAGCGGCGGCGGGGGCGCGCCGGACGCACACGUGCACGCACACGGUCACAAGGACGGCGACGAGCACGUAUAGCGCUGUGGGGUCAGGUGGAAGGUAGUCAUAGGAAACUCAAUUCUACGGGUGUGCGGACGCUUGGUCGCGGUGGCCGCGUCUCCACAUGCCGACCCAGUAUAACGUGUUGGGGCUGCGACUAGACAGGUGAUCACGCGGGAGGGGGCGUGACAGGGCUAGGGCACAGCUUCCCACAUAGAAGGCAUGCAUUAUGCAGUAGUGCUGAGCUCAGUCAGGGGUCUGGCGCCUGGCGCGUAGGAAGGGCGGCAGAGGCAGCGAACUAGUGUGUGGCGCUUGGUGGACCCACGCGAUGAUUCCUGUGUGGCGCUCGGAUGAAACAGACAGUUGGUCAAUCUUGUUUGUGGGGUUGUCUGCAAUUUGCCUGUGUGUGUGUGGCCUGUGUAUCGCAAUUUAUGACCGGGGAAUCCGCUAGCGCUGCUGGUCCAUGACAGAUCGGGCUGGUCCUCAAGAAAUCAAUGCGGGUUUCAGUAUGCUGACAUUGCUCAUGCGGCUUGGUACCGUGUAGCGGCUUGGUGGCAAAAGGUGGGUUCCGAUGGCUUGAGAUUGAAGUGAGAGACACUGGCACGGCGGGGGCAUCUAAGGUGUCGAAACACUGUCCGAGAUACGGUGGUGGCAGGGGGCACCUCUGGGUGCUGCCAUCUGCAACACACAAGCUUUCAGUCUGCAUAUCCAGUAUUCGCUUCUCUAGCGCCUUGUACUUGCAUACCAGUGGCAACGGCGUUAUAAAAUCCCAUUUGCUCCACUGGGCUUCU
Molecule: messenger RNA, 2475 nt
Organism: Chlamydomonas reinhardtii
Lineage: Eukaryota; Viridiplantae; Chlorophyta; Chlorophyceae; Chlamydomonadales; Chlamydomonadaceae
Exons: 8
Coding region: 275-1723 (482 amino acids)
Biological process (GO): transmembrane transport
Cellular component (GO): Golgi membrane; endoplasmic reticulum membrane
Molecular function (GO): 3'-phosphoadenosine 5'-phosphosulfate transmembrane transporter activity
Source: RefSeq, a predicted model, not a curated record